UCCGCUGGCUCCCGGGCCGCGCGGGGUGAGGGGCCGGGGGCGUCCCGGGCACCGGGGCUCCCUCGGGCGCGGUCCCCGCCGCAGGCUCCAGCAUGGCGGGGCCUGCCGUGGCCCCGGCCAUUCCUGCAGCGCUGCCAGAGCAUCGCGGGGCCGUUUGAGGCCGCUGCCGGCGCCUCCCGGGGGCGGUCAUAGGCGCCCCGGACAUGGCGGGCGGGGGGGCACGGGGGCCCGGAGCCCCGGCGGGGCCGGGCGCGGUGGGGCCGCGGCCAUCCCGCCCUUCUCCCUUGCAGGCUCCUGCUCCCAGCGCCCGCAGGGAUCCGGGAAGCCGCCGGCAGGAGGGACGUGGAUUCGAGGCACCUAGCGGCGUAAUUAGCGCAGUUGUGGUUAAUCACGGCCACCAAGGCCUCGGCCCUCGGCUCCCAGGGCUGGAAUUCCUCGGGGAUGCCGUGACCGAGACGUGGGGCUCCGUCCCGGCAGCAUUCCGUGCCCAGGCUCCCUCCGAGGUGCUCAGGCGGAUUUGGGAAGCCCCCAGGAAGGAGGAAGCUGUGCAAGGCUGCUGUAAUUAGCGCCGCUCAGUUAACGAGCAGCAGGAGCUGCGUGCUGUGCUGGGUGUCACCCGGGCGCCGUGGCCCCGGGCACACUCCCUGAGGAAGAGGCAGGAGAGUCGGUGACCCAGUCGGGGAAUUAAACACAGC
This is a messenger RNA of Passer montanus (Eurasian tree sparrow), 695 nucleotides long. RefSeq names its product cuticle collagen 7-like. The transcript has 2 exons. The record is from RefSeq and is a predicted model, not a curated record. Bases 204 to 566 code for a protein of 120 amino acids. Lineage: Eukaryota; Metazoa; Chordata; Aves; Passeriformes; Passeridae.